AUGGCCGCGGUGACCUUGUCCGUGCCCGGGCGGAAGGCGGCCCCCAGGCCCAGCCCCGUGCCGGAGGCCGCGCAGCCGUACCUGUUCGCGCCCCGUGGGCCGGGCGUGGGUGGCGGGCCCGGGGGCGCGGGCACCGCGCCGCAGGUGGAGUGGACGGCGCGGCGCCUGGUGUGGGUGCCUUCGGAGCUGCACGGGUUCGAGGCGGCGGCGCUGCGGGACGAGGGCGAGGAGGAGGCCGAGGUGGAGCUGGCGGAGAGCGGGCGGCGGCUGCGGCUGCCGCGGGACCAGAUCCAGCGCAUGAACCCGCCCAAGUUCAGCAAGGCGGAGGACAUGGCCGAGCUCACGUGUCUCAACGAGGCCUCGGUGCUGCACAAUCUCCGGGAGCGCUACUACUCGGGCCUCAUCUACACGUACUCUGGCCUUUUCUGUGUGGUCAUCAAUCCAUACAAGCAGCUUCCCAUCUAUACGGAGGCCAUUGUGGAGAUGUACCGCGGCAAGAAGCGCCACGAAGUGCCACCCCACGUGUACGCGGUGACCGAGGGGGCCUACCGCAGCAUGCUCCAGGAUCGUGAGGAUCAGUCCAUUCUCUGCACCGGAGAGUCCGGGGCUGGGAAGACAGAAAACACCAAGAAGGUCAUCCAGUACCUCGCCCACGUGGCGUCGUCCCCGAAGGGCAGGAAGGAGCCAGGCGUACCGGGUGAGCUAGAGCGGCAGCUUCUUCAGGCCAACCCCAUCCUAGAGGCCUUCGGCAACGCCAAGACAGUGAAGAAUGACAACUCUUCCCGAUUUGGCAAGUUCAUCCGCAUCAACUUCGACGUGGCCGGGUACAUCGUGGGCGCCAACAUCGAGACGUACCUGCUGGAGAAGUCGAGGGCCAUCCGCCAAGCCAAGGAUGAAUGCAGCUUCCACAUCUUCUACCAGCUGCUGGGAGGCGCAGGAGAGCAGCUCAAGGCUGACCUCCUCCUGGAGCCUUGCUCCAACUACCGCUUCCUGACCAACGGGCCAUCGUCCUCUCCGGGCCAGGAGCGGGAGCUCUUCCACGAGACGCUGGAGUCGCUGAGGGUCCUGGGAUUCACCCCGGAGGAAAUCACCUCCAUGCUGCGGAUGGUCUCCGCGGUUCUCCAGUUCGGCAACGUCGUCCUGAGGCGGGAACGGAACAACGAUCAGGCCUCCAUGCCUGACAACACAGCCGCACAGAAGCUCUGCCGCCUCCUGGGAUUAGGGGUGACGGAUUUCUCCCGCGCCCUGCUCACGCCUCGCAUCAAAGUCGGCCGAGACUACGUGCAGAAAGCGCAGACCAAGGAACAGGCUGACUUUGCGCUGGAGGCCCUGGCCAAGGCCACCUACGAGCGCCUCUUCCGCUGGCUGGUCCUGCGCCUCAAUCGUGCCCUGGACCGCAGUCCCCGCCAGGGCGCCUCCUUCCUGGGCAUCCUGGACAUCGCCGGCUUCGAGAUCUUCCAGGUCGACUACAAGGCCAAUGAGUGGCUGAUGAAAAACAUGGACCCGCUGAAUGACAGCGUCGCAGCCCUGCUUCACCAGAGCACAGACCGGCUGACUGCGGAGAUCUGGAAAGAUGUGGAGGGCAUCGUGGGGCUGGAGCAGGUGAACAGCCUUGGGGAUGGCCCCCCCGGCGGCCGCCCCCGCCGGGGCAUGUUCCGGACAGUGGGACAGCUCUACAAGGAGUCCCUGAGCCGCCUCAUGGCCACGCUCAGCAACACCAACCCCAGCUUCGUCCGCUGUAUCAUCCCCAACCAUGAGAAGAGGGCCGGGAAGCUGGAGCCUCGGCUGGUGCUGGAUCAGCUGCGCUGCAACGGUGUCCUGGAGGGCAUCCGCAUCUGCCGCCAGGGCUUCCCCAACCGCAUCCUCUUCCAGGAGUUCAGGCAGCGGUACGAGAUCCUGACGCCCAAUGCCAUCCCCAAGGGCUUUAUGGAUGGGAAACAGGCCUGCGAGAAGAUGAUCCAGGCCCUAGAACUGGACCCCAACCUCUACCGUGUGGGACAGAGCAAGAUCUUCUUCCGGGCAGGGGUCCUGGCCCAGCUGGAAGAGGAACGCGACCUGAAGGUCACAGACAUCAUCGUGUCCUUCCAGGCAGCCGCCCGGGGUUACCUAGCACGCAGAGCUUUCCAGAAGCGGCAGCAGCAGCAGAGCGCCCUGAGGGUCAUGCAGCGGAACUGCGCGGCUUACCUCAAGCUGAGACACUGGCAGUGGUGGCGGCUCUUCAUCAAGGUGAAGCCGCUGCUGCAGGUGACGCGGCAGGAUGAGGUGCUGCAGGCACGGGCCCAGGAGCUCCAGAAGGUGCAGGAGCUGCAGCAGCAGAGUGCCCGCGAGGUGGGCGAGCUCCAGGGCCGCCUGGCACAGCUGGAAGAGGAGCGCAGCCGCCUGGCAGAGCAACUGCGGGCGGAGGCAGAGCUGUGCGCGGAGGCCGAGGAGACGCGCGGGCGGCUGGCGGCCCGCAAGCAGGAGCUGGAGCUGGUGGUGUCGGAGCUGGAGGCCCGCGUGGGGGAGGAGGAGGAGUGCAGCCGCCAGCUGCAAACCGAGAAGAAGAGACUGCAGCAGCACAUACAGGAGCUGGAAAACCACCUCGAGGCAGAGGAGGGGGCGCGACAGAAGCUGCAGCUAGAGAAGGUGACCACGGAGGCGAAGCUGAAGAAAUUCGAGGAAGACCUGGUCCUCUUAGAAGAUCAGAAUGCCAAGCUGAGCAAGGAGCGGAAGUUGCUGGAAGAGCGCCUGGCCGAGUUCUCCUCGCAGGCUGCGGAGGAGGAGGAGAAGAUCAAGAGCCUCAAUAAGCUUCGACUCAAAUACGAGGCCACGAUUGCGGACAUGGAGGACCGCCUGCGGAAGGAGGAGAAGGGCCGCCAGGAGCUGGAGAAGCUGAAGCGGCGGCUGGACGGCGAGAGCUCGGAGCUGCAGGAGCAGAUCGCCGAGCAGCAGCAGCGCUCCGAGGAGCUGCGGGCCCAGCUGGGCCGCAAGGAAGAGGAGCUGCACGCCGCCCUGGCCAGGGCGGAAGAGGAGGGCGGGGCCCGGGCCCAGCUGCUCAAGUCGCUGCGGGAGGCGCAGGCCGGGCUGGCCGAGGCCCAGGAGGACCUGGAGACCGAGCGGGCGGCCAGGGCCAAGGCGGAGAAGCAGCGCAGGGACCUGGGCGAGGAGCUGGAGGCGCUGCGGAGCGAGCUGGAGGACACGCUGGACUCCACCAACGCGCAGCAGGAGCUCCGGUCCAAGAGGGAGCAGGAGGUGACGGAGUUGAAGAAGGCUCUGGAGGAGGAAACGCGUGUUCACGAAGUGGCCGUGCAGGAGCUGAGGCAGCGCCACGGCCAGGCCCUGGGGGAGCUGGCCGAACAGCUGGAACAGGCCCGGAGGAGCAAAGGUACGUGGGAGAAGACCCGGAUGGCCCUGGAGGCUGAAGUGUCUGAGCUCCGGGCGGAGCUGAGCAGCCUGCAGACCUCGCGGCAGGAGGGCGAACAGCGGCGGCGCCGCCUGGAGUCCCAGCUGCAGGAGGUGCAGGGCCGGGCUGGCGACGGGGAGCGGGCGCGAGCAGAGGCUGCGGAGAAGCUGCAGCGAGCCCAGGCUGAACUGGAGAACGUGUCUGGGGCCCUGAGUGAGGCCGAGUCCAGAGCCAUCCGGCUGAGCAAGGAGUUGAGCAGCACAGAGGCCCAGCUUCACGACGCCCAGGAGCUGCUGCAAGAGGAGACCAGGGCGAAGCUGGCCUUGGGGUCCCGGGUUCGAGGCCUGGAGGCCGAGGUGACCGGGCUGCGGGAGCAGCUGGAGGAGGAGGCGGUCGCCAGGGAGCGGGCGGGCCGCGAGCUGCAGACCGCCCAGGCCCAGCUCUCGGAGUGGCGGCGCCGCCAGGAGGAGGAGGCGGGCGCGCUGGAGGCCGGGGAGGAGGCCCGGCGCCGGGCGGCCCGCGAGGCCGAGGCCCUGACCCAGCGCCUGGCAGAAAAGACGGAGGCGGCCGAGCGGCUGGAGCGGGGCCGCCGGCGGCUGCAGCAGGAGCUGGACGACGCCACCGUGGACCUGGAGCAACAGCGGCAGCUCGUGAGCUCGCUGGAGAAGAAGCAGCGCAAGUUCGACCAGCUCCUGGCAGAGGAGAAGGCGGCCGUACUGCGGGCGGUGGAGGAGCGUGAGCGGGUCGAGGCGGAGGGCCGGGAGCGCGAGGCUCGAACCCUGGCCCUGACCCGGGCACUGGAGGAGGAGCAGGAGGCGCGGGAGGAGCUGGAGCGGCAGAACCGGGCCCUGCGGUCGGAGAUGGAGGCCCUGCUGAGCAGCAAGGACGACGUCGGCAAGAACGUGCAUGAGCUGGAGCGAGCCUGCCGGGUGGCAGAACAGACAGUCAGCGACCUGCGGACGCAGGUGACGGAGCUGGAGGAUGAGCUGACCGCAGCCGAGGAUGCUAAGCUGCGCCUGGAAGUGACCGUGCAGGCUCUCAAGGCCCAGCACGAGCGUGACCUGCAGGGCCGUGACGAGGCUGGCGAGGAGAGGCGGCGGCAGCUGGCCAAGCAGCUGAGGGAUGCAGAGGUGGAGCGGGAUGAGGAGCGCAAACAGCGCGCCCAGGCCGUGGCCGUGCGCAAGAAGCUGGAGGUUGAGCUGGAGGACUUGAAGGCCCAGAACGCGGCCGCCGCGCAGGGCAAGGAGGAAGCCGUGAAGCAGCUUCGCAAGAUGCAGGCCCAGAUGAAGGAGCUGUGGCGGGAGGUGGAGGAGUCGCGCACUUCCCGGGAGGAAAUCUUUUCCCAGAACCGAGAGAGUGACAAGCGCCUCAAGGCGCUGGAGGCGGAGGUGCUGCGGCUACAGGAGGAACUGGCCGCCUCAGAUCGUGCCCGGCGGCAGGUCCAGCAGGAGCGGGACGAGAUGGCCGACGAGGUGGCCAAUGGCAGCCUUAGCAAGGCAGCCAUUCUGGAGGAGAAGCGGCAGCUGGAGGGGCGCCUGGGGCAGAUGGAGGAGGAGCUGGAGGAGGAGCAGAGCAACGCGGAGCUGCUGGGUGACCGCUACCGCAAGGUGCUCCUGCAGGUGGACUCGCUGACUACAGAGUUGUCUGCGGAGCGCAGUUUCUCGGCCAAGGCAGAGAGCGGGCGGCAGCAGCUGGAGCGGCAGAUCCAAGAACUCCGGGGGCGCCUGGGUGAGGAGGACGCCGGGGCCCGGGCCCGCCAGAAGAUGAUCAUUGCUGCCCUGGAGUCUAAACUGGCCCAGGCCGAGGAGCAGCUAGAGCAGGAGAGCAGGGAGCGCAUCCUGUCCGGCAAGCUGGUGCGCCGCGCUGAGAAGCGGCUUAAGGAGGUGGUGCUCCAGGUGGAGGAGGAGCGAAGGGUGGCCGACCAGCUCCGGGACCAGGUGGAGAAGGGCAACCUUCGGGUGAAGCAGCUGAAGCGGCAGCUGGAGGAGGCGGAGGAGGAGGCGUCCCGGGCUCAGGCGGUCCGCCGCAGGCUGCAGCACGAGCUGGACGAUGUCACGGAGGCCUCGGAGGCCAUGAACCGCGAGUUGAACGCGCUGAGGAACCGCCUCCGACGUGGCCCCCUCACCCUCACCACCCGCAAGGUGCGCCAGGUCUUCCGACUGGAGGAGGGCGUGCCGUUGGAGGAGGAGAUGGAGGACUAGGAGCCCGGGCCUGCGCCGCCACCCCAGGAGCCUGACGGGCCCCCAGCGUCGCAGCCCCAGUGACCCCGCCCUGCCCCUGGCCUUGGCCCCUCCCUCCCUGGCCCCUGGUCCCUCGGGGCGCCCGUCCCAGGAACCCAACCUCUGGCUUCCUGCACUUUGGAAAUGGUGCCAACCUUUGGCACUGUAGCUCUCACCACCCCACGUUGGGAGGCGGGGCUGAGACCUCCAAUAGACCCCAAAACACAGGAGCAGGCGAGCAGGGAGACGUGGGGGGUGGGGGGGGCUUCGGCUUGGAAGGAAACCCAGGAGCAGAUGGCAAGCUGUGGCCCCAUACGGCUCCCCUCCCUCCUUAAGUCGUUAAUGGUCUUUAUUAGCAAGGGAGCGCCGCUCCCUUGUCCUCCGAAGCCAGGGUUCUCAUUCCCCUCCCCCCGUCUGCCCCCCCCCUCCGCUGCCUCUCCACCGACCCCAAACUUGUGAGCGACAGCAGCCGGAGCCCCAGGUCUGCACCAGCCUUUGACCCUUGCAGAGGAGCAGGAUGUAUCCUGUCGCCGCCACCACUGUGUUCUGCGCCCCGCCCCCCCGCGCCCCUUCUGGUUGCUCUUGUGUGAUCAGUUAGGUUUGGAGUUUGCUGUGGGGGCUGGAGGAGGCCCCCCAUAGCCUCCCAGCCUCCAGGCUCUGGC
Messenger RNA from Hyaena hyaena (striped hyena), 6263 nucleotides. It is a transcript of the gene MYH14, whose product is annotated as myosin heavy chain 14. Gene Ontology annotation, molecular function: ATP binding; actin filament binding; cytoskeletal motor activity. Gene Ontology annotation, cellular component: myosin complex. The transcript has 38 exons. Lineage: Eukaryota; Metazoa; Chordata; Mammalia; Carnivora; Hyaenidae. Bases 1 to 5583 code for a protein of 1860 amino acids. The record is from RefSeq and is a predicted model, not a curated record.